AAUGAAUAUGAAUACUAUAUUGGAAGUACCCGAAAUUCAAGUUGAGGAAGAAGAGUAUGAUUCCAUCGGAAGAUUAGACUCUGUAGAUCUUACAAGAAGGAGUUCCAUGCAGUUAUCAACAACGUCUAAAGGUUCUAGUAAUAGUCUAUGGCAUGGAAGACGUAGAAGUCGUUCUGCUAGAUUAGCUAGAGUAGGAGUAGAAGAAUUUAAAGAUCAUAUGUUAUCUUUAAAACAAGUACCAGGAGAUGCCGAUGAAAUAGAAAAUGAAGAUUUACUCUUUAAUCCUAGUCAUUUUAAAGCAAAACGUCUACAAAAAAUAUCUCAAGAAGCCAAAAGAAUAUUACAGAUGCAUAUGAAUGAUAGAACUGAAAAAGAAAUUCAAUUUCUACAAAUUGCUUUAAGGAGGAUAAAAGCUUUUGCAGCCUAUCCGCAGAGAAUGCAACAAUUAUUAUGCAAAGCAGCUUGGUACGAAUGUUAUGAUACUAAGAGGGCCAUUGUUCGACAAGGACAUCCUCCUCUUGCCUUUUAUUUCAUUCUAUCUGGAUCUGUAGCUGUUACAGUUAUGGAAACAACACAAGCUGUAACAAGAACGCUUUGCUUUCUUUAUAGAGGAAUGCAAUUUGGAGAACUUGCUCUUUUAACUCAUUCAAAGAGGCAAACUACUGUGAUCAGUAAGACUACAGUUGAACUGUUAUGCAUUUCGAAAUUUGAUUUUGAAGAAAUCUUCAUGUCUGGAGGAUUAAAGAGCGUCUUAGACCCGGAUCAUAAUAAAUUUAUUAAAAACAUUUCAUUCCUAAAGGGCUGGCCUAUUAGGAGAUUAUCCGAAGAUCCUAAGGCUUGUAUGUUCCAUUAUUUUGCACCUGGAUACAUUCUUGUCAAGGAUAGCAACCUUUCAGAUUGGAUAUUCGUUGUUAAAUCCGGUAGCGUCUCUGUUCUCAAGAAAUUACAAAGAGUUGAUGUUACUUUUAAAAAAAAAGAAAGGAGAAAUCCGAAAGAUACGAAAGUAGACGACUUAGAUGUUUAUAAACUAGACCAAACUUCAAUGUCCAUUUGUGCUGCUGAUUAUUUAAAAAUGUCUUCUCAAAAAUUACCUCAAAUUACACGUCAAAAUAGUACAGUAUUGCUGAGGAAGCCCGCUGAUAAACCAUUGAGGGAUAAUGUGGAUUUAGAGAUAUUUUUGGACAGAACUCUUCCUGGAAUGCAUUCGCAUGAUGAUCGAUUAGGAAUUGUUAAUUACGAUGAGAUAAUCGACAAACAUAAAAGAAGAGUUCAAAAAUCGGAAACAAUUAUCGAAAAUGAUGGAAAUGAUAAUAAUGGCCUACUUUCUCCACAAUCUUCUUGCAUUUCCCUACCUCCUGUAAAAACUGCAAAGGGAGCAUAUUUUGCGCCUACAAAGAAAAAGUCAAUAAUUAAGAAAGCGCUUGUAAAUGUGCAAGCAUGGCAACCCGAUAGCGAAACUGCAGCGUUACUUGGCAAACAAACUUUAACGGAACAUUUACAAACAUCAACCAUAAGCGAUAAGGAAUUAACACCUGCAGAUUUAGAUCCAACAUUUAUAGUAAUACAAGUAUUAGAAAGAUCUCAAUUUUUCGGCGUUGCUCAGGCACUAUUUACCGAACCACAGCCUAGCCUAAGUUUAGUUAGUAAUGGAGCCGAGUGUAUAAUGAUUAAGAAAUCACUCUAUUUGAAAUAUUGUAGCGAAGAGAAGAGAAGAAGUCUAAGAGAAUCGGAAGUUCGUUUGCCUAGUGACGAAGAAUUACAAGAGCAGUUAAAGCAAACUAUACAAUGGGAAUAUCAUAGAGCUAAAACCUAUAAGAAAUGCGUUGAAAAGCAAAAGAAGAGAACGAAGUUAAAGAAACAAUUUGCUAAAAGCCAUGCAGGUGAAUAUAACUUUAGAAUUGGACCUGUUUAA
Molecule: messenger RNA, 1912 nt
Organism: Dimorphilus gyrociliatus
Lineage: Eukaryota; Metazoa; Annelida; Polychaeta; Dinophilidae
Source: the annotation of a GenBank genome assembly